UGUUAUCAUCCUUCUGUAUGCAUGCCGGGUGUUUUCAACUGUAAAUGUUUGUUUGGCUUGAAAGCUGGCACUUCUCAACAGACUACCUUCGAAGGUUUAAAAAUUCUUGAAACCUGCUUUCAGUGGGCAUUAAAGUCCUGUUAGUGGAAGUGUUCCCAGGCUUAUCACUGGCAGCGUCAUUAUGGUAGACUUAGACUGAAUAACACUGCACAUUUUCCACAAUCAUAAAAUGCCAUUGCCAUCUAGUACUCAUCUAAAUCUGGCAGCAGUAUGUAGAGAGGGCCAGUUGAAAGAGGCGCUGCACAUUCUGCUUACUACAGACAAACCCCCUGAAGACUAUUAUAAAUACCUUCAAUUAUUGCAGGCCUGUAUCCUCAAGAAUGCCCUUUCACAAGGGAAAAAGAUUCACUCUUUCAUCGCUCACAGGCGAUUUAUCUUUGCUACAUGCACAGCUUUUUAUAAUAAGCUUAUUUACAUGUAUGUCAAGUGCGGAAGUUUGGUGGAUGCCCGUAAAGUCUUCGAUCACAUGAAAGAACGAAACGUCAUAUCAUGGAACACGAUUAUUGCAGCGUACAGAAGACAUGGGCUUGCUCAGGAGGCAGUCACACUGUUUCACCAUAUGCAACAAACAAGUCUCAAACCCGAUAAGUUCACAUUUUCUAGCGUACUCCCAGCCUGUACCAAAAUGGGAGCCUUGGAACAGGGUGUAAACAUUCAUGAAAGCAUAAAGGAUAGAGAAAUUUUGUCAGAUGUUAUAGUUGCAAGUGCUCUGGUAGACAUGUAUGCAAAAUGUGGAAGCGUAGCCAAGGCACGUGAACUGUUUGACGAAAUGCCUCAAAGAAACGUGUUCUCGUGGACUGCAAUGGUUGCAGGAUAUGCACGGAAUGGAUUUGUUGAAAAGGCUUUAGAAACUUUCAAGCAAAUGCAAAUGGCAGGUGUAAAGCCAAAUUCCACAACCUUUGCGAGCAUCCUCCCUGCCUGUACCAAAAUGGGAGCUCUGGAACAGGGUAUGGAAAUCCAUCGAAGCAUAAAAGAAGCUGGAUUUUUGUCAGAUGUUAUAGUUGCAACUGCCCUGGUAGACUUGUAUUCAAAAUGUGGAAGCAUAGACAAGGCGCGUGCACUGUUUGACACGAUGCCUCAACGAGAUGUCAUCUCAUGCAAUGCCAUGAUCGCAGGGUAUGCACAAAAUGGAUCUGUUGAUAAGGCUUUAGAAACUUUCAAGCACAUGCAAUUGGCAGGUAUAAAACCAAAUUCGACAACCUUUGCGAGCAUCCUCACAACCUGUGCCAAAGUGGGAGCUUUGGAACAGGGUAUAGACAUCCAUCAAAGCAUAAAGGAUAGAGAAAUUUUGUCAGAUGUUGUAGUUGCUACUGCCCUGGUGGACGUGUAUGCCAAAUGUGGAAGCAUAGACAAGGCACGUGAAUUGUUUGACAGAAUGCCUCAAAGGGAUGUGGUCUCAUGGACUGCUAUGAUAUCAGGAUACGCACAAAAUGGAUUUGUUGAAAAGGCUUUAGAAACUUUCAAGCAAAUGCAAGUAGCAGGUGUAAAGCCAGACCCGACAACCUUUGCCAGCAUCCUCCCUGCCUGUGCCAAAAUGGGAGCUUUAGAACAGGGUAUGAACAUCCAUCAAAGCAUAAAUGAAGGGGGAUUUAUGUCAGAUGUUAUAGCUGCGACUGCCAUAGUAGACAUGUAUGCAAAAUUUGGAAGCAUAGAUAAGGCACGUGAACUGUUUGACAGAAUGCCUAAAAGAGAUGUCAUCGCAUGGAAUACCAUGAUUGCAGGAUAUGCGCAAAAUGGAUUCGUUGAUAAGGCUUUAGAAACUUUCAAGCACAUGCAGUUGACAGGUGUAAAGCCAAAUUCCACAACCUUUGCCAGCGUCCUCCCUGCCUGUGCCAAAAUGGGAGCUUUGAAACAGGGUAUGAAUAUCCAUCAAAGCAUAAUCGAAGGGGGAUUUGUGUCAAAUAUUAUAGUUGGGAAUGCUUUGGUAGAUAUGUAUGCAAAAUGUGAAAAUAUAGACAAGGCAUGUGAACUGUUUCUCAGAAUGCCUCAAAGAGAUGACAUCUCGUGGAAUGCAAUGAUUACAGGAUAUGCACAAAAUGGAUUUGUUAAAGAGGCUUUAGAAACUUUCAAGCAAAUGCAGUUGGCGGGUGUAAAGCCAGAUUCAACAACCUUUGCCAGCAUCCUCUCUGCCUGUGCCAAAAUGGGAGCUUUGGAACAGGGUAUGGACAUCCAUCAAAGCAUUAAGGAAGGGGGAUUUUUGUCAGAUGUUAUAGUUGCAACUGCCCUGGUAGACAUGUAUGCAAAAUGCAGAAGCAUAGACAAGGCACUUGAACUGUUUGAAAGAAUGCCUCAAAGAAAUGUGGUCUCAUGGAAUGCCAUGAUUGCAGGAUACACACAAAAUGGAUUCGUUGAAAAGGCCUUAGAAACUUUCAAGCAAAUGCCAUUGUCAGGUGUAAAGCCAAAUUCCACAUCCUUUGCCAGCAUCCUUCCUGCCUGUGCCAAAAUGGGAGCUUUGUCACAGGGCAUGGGUAUUCAUCACAGCAUAAUGGAAGGGGGUUUUUUGUCAGAUGUUACAGUUGGAAAUGCUCUGGUGGACAUGUAUGCAAAAUGUGGAAGUAUAGACAAGGCACGAGUACUGUUUGAUAGAGUGCCUCAAAGAAAUGUGGUUUCAUGGAAUGCAAUGAUUACAGGAUAUGCACAAAAUGGAUUUUGCAAGGAUGCUCUCAACAUCUUUGAAUUAAUGAAACACUCUGGAACUUACCCUGACAUUGUAAGCUUUGCUUGUAUUCUAUGGGCAUGCAGCCAUGCAGGUUUAGUGGAUGAGGGUUGCACAUACUUCAAUCACAUGAGUAACUCCUAUUGCAUUACACCGACAGCUGAUCAUUACAUAUGCAUGGUUGACCUCCUUGCUCGUGCUGGCUAUCUUGAGGACACCCUGAACUUUAUCAUUAAGAUGCCACUUAAACCCGUGGUUCUUGUGUGGAUGUGUUUUCUUGGUGCCUGUAGAUCACAUAUGAAUAUAGGAUUAGGAGUAUUUACAGCCAUGCUACUUUUUGAUUUGGAUCCUAAAAACUCUGCAACUUAUGUUAUUCUCUCAAACAUCUAUGCAGAAGUGGGCAGGUGGGGUGAGUUUCAAAUGGUAAGAAGCUUGAUGAAAGAUAGAGGAAUUAAAAAGACACCUGGAUGUAGUUGGAUUGAAAGCUAUAAAAUGGUACAUGCUUUUUGUGCAGGAGAUAGAUCACAUCCUCAGACAGGGGAGAUCUAUGCAACGUUGGAGAAAUUGGCUUGCGAGAUGAAGGCAGCAGGUUAUAUUCCAGAUUCAAGACAGUUACUUAGUGAUGUGGAAGAUGAGGAAAAAAAACUAUUUCUUUUCCACCAUAGUGAAAAGUUGGCAAUUGCAUUUGGCUUAUUAAACUCACCCUCUGGGACAACUAUUAGAGUUUUUAAGAACCUUCGAGUAUGUGCUGAUUGCCACACUGCAACAAAAUUUAUUUCCAAGACUGUUGCAAGAGAAAUUGUCGUAAGAGAUGCGAACCGUUUCCAUCAUUUUAAACAGGGACAAUGUUCUUGUGGAGAUUAUUGGUGAUGCUAAUUGAAGCAAUCUGAAAAAUAGGUUUGCAUACCAUGUCAGACCUGCAGUAAUAAUGAAGGGACAAAGUUUUAUUUUCAGUUUCUAGAGUUUUUUGGUUUAGAGUAUUUGACAAUCUAGACCAUGCUGUUGCCUUCAUAAUAUUAGAUGCAUAGACUGCAAUGCAGAUUGCUACCUAUAUACACUGUCCGGGUAUCUGUCGAAGACUUGUUUUAUGAUAACAUGGACAUUCCAUUGAAUUGUUUUCACAAAACCUGCACGUGUAUGAAAUGAAAAGAUUGAGGAGGAGCUGGAAAAUGGGAGAAAACAAAAGGUGAGGAACACAUCAAGUAAAUAGAAAGAUGCUUGACCAGCAGGAAAUGGGAGAGGAAGGCUUACGAUUACCCUUCGCCAUUUUGUAUAGUUCUUUUAAUUGGAUUAAUUUUAGUGUCUUUUGCCUAUGUCAGGAGGACCAUCUGAGAUUAAUUUACACAUUCUACGGUAGGUGUAUAAUUGUAUAUAACUACAUGUAGAUUUUUGUCUCAUUUAUUAAAUGAUAGGCCAUAUACUUCGGCAGCUUCCAGCCAGCACAUUAUCUCAUACUAGGAAACUGCAAAACCUCACCACAAAACAGGUUUGAGGUACUGAUAAACAGUAUCAUCUAUGCACUGUUGAGCUCCUUUCGUUAAUGGUGUAAGAAAGUCCUUACCGUGGAAUAAAUUUUGUGAGCAAUCAAAGGUAAAGCUGAUCGACACAUUUAAAGAUUAAAUCAAAUGUUGUUGGAGUAAAUGGAUGCUAUCAAUCUUGGUAGAUCUCGCCAUUGCUGGCAGUCAUACUUUGUAGCUAGCAAUGCUGGGUGACAUAUGUUGUAUGAGAUGGUGUAAAUCAGGCAUUUCUAUGCAUUUAUGCAUUCUGCCUCAGAUAACCGCCAAAGUUAUGUAUAAAUACAUUAGAAUUAUAUAUGAUUCUUUGAUGGCCAACGAUCUGAAAAACACCAGUGGCUUGAAGAGCAACAUCAAUACAUUUGAGGAUUCCAUAAUGUUUUUCCUGCAAACUCUACCCUUUUUUCGAAUGGGCAUCAUUGACAGCACGACACAAUUUGUAAAGAAUCUUGAGGUAAGUCACUAGCCAUGGUUUCAGUGAUUUUGAAAUCUAUAUGCAGCCAGAUCAUUUUAAUUGUUGUGUUUUAUUUCAUUCUAAACAAUUUUGUUUCUGUCUGUUAAAUGAGCAUUGGACCUGUUGUUUUAUCUAUGGCUGUUUUCUGUUGGUACAGGUAAGUUGAUUUGAUUUACUUUUUCAGUGAGAAGUAUGUAUCCUUGAGUAGCUUGUAGAUUGGGUUUAGAAAGGGGAAUUAAAGUGGGAUUUUUAAUUUUUUCUUGAAAGAAUGAUUGAUGCAUGCUAGUUUACUUUUUUGCCUUUCUGAUAUCAGCAUCCAGAGACCUGCUUUUGUAAAUUUUUUGAUUUGCUGUUUAACGCAUUUUUUGAUCUUCCCUUAUUAGGAUCUUAUUUUAAUAGAUUAUAGAGAUAUAAAGGAUCCAAUUCCUCGAUGAUUUUCAAGCUACAAAGGUUAGCUUUUGUUUUUGGUUGGUAAAUUUCUCGUUGAUUUGGACCAGUAUUUUGACCAAAUUUUGAUCCCCGAUAAGUGUAUUUGAUCUCAUGGCUCUGCUCCUUACCCGUGCUGCAUAUCAUCCCAUACAACCUGUUGCAUUUUAAAACUGCAAAUGAUAGAAUUAUAAAAAGUGGAAUAGUGGUUGCUUAGGAAGAGUAAUCUAAGCCUUCUGAGAGCUUGCAGAAACAGUAGAUAAGUUAAUUUGUUUUUUCUGUUUGCAAUUUACCUUUUUUAAUUAUUUUGUUAACAAUUUCUCCCUCUUCAAAAUUCAAAAUCAUUUUAAACACUUCUUGCUACGUUUUUACCAUUUGUUAUUUUAAUCUUAAAAUCUCUUUCCAGAAUUUUACUUUCUUUGCUUAAAUCGCUCUUUAGGGCCCUAACAUUUUUAUUAUGACGUCAGAUUUCUUUUCCAUCAACAGUUUCCAUAGUGGAUAGAGCAAUUUAUCUUCUGUAAUUGCCUUGUUAACAAUUUCUUCCUCUUCAAAAUUCACAAUUGAAUUUUAAACACUUCCUGCUACGUUUUUACCAUUUGUUAUGUCAAUCUUUAAAUUUCUCCCCGAAAUUUUACAUUUUUUGCUUAAAUCUUAGCAUAAUCCCUCGAUAUAAACUGCAAUAAAGAUAUCACCAUUACUAAGAGACCAAAUUACAUCAAAGGACCAAAAACAAAACAUCCCACUUCAAAGCUACAGGCCUGUAACAGAGAGGCCAUUUGGCCUAAAUGGUGGUUAACAAACUUAGAAUUCUAGUAGAAUUCAGAAGCUCAUGAACAUACAACCAUCCCCAUAACUUCUUAACAUACUCAAGAUCCUUAAAAUUCUUAUGUCCAAUUCAUUGGUGGAGGGUAAAACUAAACUCAGCGACAUUUUUUUUCACCUGGUCUAUGCCUGAAAAGGAACCGAUGAUGAGAACCACAUCUCUCUUGACAUUGAUUGGAUUUCUAAACAAUAUUAGAUUGACGAAGCAUAGCAAUUUGCAUAAAGAUAUGGUAGAAGGAAGCUUGAGCAGUAGGAGAACUAACAAAGCAACAUCCCAAAGCAUUGCAUUGAAACUCUAAUUCUUCGUAUAGGAUAAAGGCAAAGCAAGGAAUUGAAAGUUUGAAACUUAUCUACUGAAUCAAAUCUCUCAGCUGCAUUAAUAUCAAAUCAUCACCGUGGAAUAGGACACUGUAUGCAGUUCAAGCUCUCUGUCAUGCACUCUAAACAACUUUUAAUGAAUCUGCACCUUACAUGUUUGCAUUUCGUCCCUCGAACGAAUCUCACCUUACAUAUUUAUUACUUACAAUUGUAUUUGAUCCUAAAGAUUAUCGUUAGGAUAGAUUGUAAGAAAGCUUUGGUAUAAAUUUUACUAUUAGUAUAGUGUACAAAGCUCCUAAAGAUGUCAUUGCAUGCUCCUGUUUCUUGAAAAAACUAGUAAAUUUAGGCAGCUCACCGAAGACAUCGUCAUAGACGGAGGAUUUGGGCUAUUUUGUUUUGCUGCAAGUGCAACAAAGGCGUGAAUUUUCCCCACCAGAUACAGGUAAAUAAUAUUUCACCUUCAAUAGAGAGAAAAUUCUGGUUUUAAAUUUCCAAACACUUUUUCUCUUCACUAUUUAUGUCUUACUUUCACAAAUAAUUAAUUCCUUCGAAAUUCAAGAUGCAGGGCGACUUCGCAUUCACAUAUAUUGAAUUCAGAAGGUUGUUUGACUACAUCUAAGGAAAGAAUGAGGAGCAUGCCAAGCUUUCAACGAUAACACUUGUUGACAUAGAUAUCUUGCCUUCUAUGAGUCUUCAUUUAUUGUCAACUUCUAUAUGCUCAUUAGUUUCAAAAAUUGCUCCCCAAAGGUAAAGAAAGCCUCGGCAUUGGAGGAAUCAAGGUGGGGUGUCCAAUACACGAGUGUUAAGGUUCAAAGGAUUUGUGAGCAAUUAUUACAUUGGACAGAGGCAGCCAAGUAACAGGGGAGCUUCAUGGGCAUCCCCUAGGAACCGACCAUCUAUCUCUCAAUAUAAAGUUGACAAGCCCGUCAUCUACAUUGUUGUGCAAUAUAGCUUUACCUUCAAUUUCAAAAUUUUAUAUUGUGAAGACUUCGUUAAUUGCCAAUAGAAACAUAUAUACUCUCUUGAAAUUU
This is a messenger RNA of Cryptomeria japonica (Japanese cedar), 7281 nucleotides long. Its product is annotated as pentatricopeptide repeat-containing protein At3g12770-like. The coding region runs from base 230 to 3586 and encodes 1118 amino acids. The record is from RefSeq and is a predicted model, not a curated record. Gene Ontology annotation, cellular component: intracellular membrane-bounded organelle. Gene Ontology annotation, biological process: RNA modification. Gene Ontology annotation, molecular function: protein binding; RNA binding; zinc ion binding. Lineage: Eukaryota; Viridiplantae; Streptophyta; Pinopsida; Cupressales; Cupressaceae. The transcript has 3 exons.